Phycomyces blakesleeanus NRRL 1555(-) is the source of this 1653-nucleotide messenger RNA. RefSeq lists its product as hypothetical. The coding region runs from base 1 to 1653 and encodes 550 amino acids. Lineage: Eukaryota; Fungi; Mucoromycota; Mucoromycetes; Mucorales; Phycomycetaceae. The record is from RefSeq and is a predicted model, not a curated record. The transcript is spliced from 13 exons.
AUGAAUUUUGACUCAACUUUUAGCGAUUACCGAGUCGUUGUUGGAAUCGACUUUGGAACAACUUAUUCGGGUGCAGCUUACAGUAUUAUAUCUUCAGAUAACGAAGUCUGUGAUAUUGUAGCAUGGCCCAAACAGUCUGCUCACCGUUAUCCAAAGGCACCAACUAUGAGCUUGUAUGAUAUUGAAACCAAGGAACUUACUUUCUGGGGAAAUGCUGCUCGCCAAGAACGUUCAAAGAGCAACCUUACAAAGAAAUACUUAUUGUUGCAACAAUUUAAGCUUUAUCUCGAUGAAGGAUUAGAAGGAGUUCUUAAAAAGCCACCUGGUAAUCUGGACCCAGUUGUAGUAAUUGCAGACUACUUGAGAAAAUUUCAUGAACAUGUUCAGUCUGAAAUGGGAAGAGGUUAUGCUCAAACACUAGGAAGUCGAUACCGCUAUUGCUUAACUGUACCAGCUAUGUGGACCGAUGGGGCUAAAAAGAAGAUGCGUGAGGCUGCCAUACUUUCCGGAAUUAUCAACCAAGAUGACGACCACGAUAGACUUAUGCUUAUUUCUGAACCCGAAGCUGCAGCGAUCUACUGUGAGAAUACAUGCGAGCAAUUUGAUAUGAGAGAUGGCGACGAGUUUAUGAUUUGCGAUGCUGGAGGUGGAACUGUUGAUCUCAUUGUAUUCACCGUGAAGAUGGAUGCAAACGGAAACCGUAGAUUCAAAGAGAGUACAAAAGGAACUGGAAAGUCGUGCGGAUCCAUGUUUAUUGAUAAAAACAUGAAGAAGCUUUUGAAGAUGAAACUCAAAAAGGUUGUCACCACUAUUCCAGCAAAGGCAAUGGACACUAUGAUGGAGCAUUUUAUAGAUAUUAUAAAACCAUCCUUUGAUGGAAGCGAGGAUCACAGUUUGCAGGUGCCUAUGAACCUUGGUCUGGUACAAAGUUCAAACGAUUCAAUUGGCUUAAGUGAAGGACAGCUUAUAUUUACCGUGGACGAGUUGAAGCAAUUGGUGUUUGAACCUGUUGUUAGAGACGUUAUUGGGCUUAUUCACCAACAAAAGAGCCAAACUAAAAAUCUGAGGGCAAUCUUUACAGUUGGUGGAUUUGGUGCUUCCAAUUAUCUUUAUCACCGAAUUGAUCAAGAAUUUAGACCGGAAGAAAUUUUGGUUAUCAAGCCCAACAGACCAGAGAUGGCCGUGUGUCGUGGUGCAGUUUAUUUUGGAUUGAAUCCUAAUAAGGUGACCACCCGCGUAUCUCGUUUCUGGUAUGGUAUUGAUAUCACCAACACAUUUGUGGAUGGUGUUGAUCCAGAAGAAUACAGAAUUCGCAAGUCGGAUGGAACUUACCGAUGCGACCAUCGAUUCUCCACUUAUGUACGCAGAGGAGAGCCAAUAAACACUGAUGAACCCGUUAGCCGCAAUUAUACUACACUAUACCCACGCCAUACUGUUUGCACCAUGUUUGCCUCCAGCAAUGAAAACGAGCCUCGAUACACAAAAGAAGCUGGUGUUAAAAAAAUCUUUGAUUUCCAGAUUCCAAUGCCAGAGCUGCCUGGUGCAAGAGAUGGUGACAUUAUUGAUUUGAACAUCAAGGCAAAUGUCGAAUUGAAAGUCGAGGCUUCAAUCAGAGACAUAUCCUUUCAAGUUAUCUGCAAUUUUGGCGCUUAA